AAUGAUCCCAGUCAAGCAGAAGAGUAGUGGAGAGUCACACAAACUAAUGGGAAAAAUAAAUUAAAAUAGCAGGAAAUACAUAGACUGCUACACCCUGUGUGAAAAAGGAAUUACCUCAUACACAACUGGUUGAGCCGCCCUUGUGGCGGCAACUGCAAUCAAGCAUUGCCAAUACCUGGCGCAUCCACAUCGCUGUGGAGGAGUUUUGGCCCACUCUUCUCUACAGAAUUUUAAUCCAGCCAUGCUGGAGGGUUUGAGCAUGAACGGACUGUUUAACUUCUUUUUUUUUUUUUUUGUGGACUUGCUGGUGCGUUUUGAAUCAUUGUCCUGCUGCAGAACCCAAGUGCGCUUCAGCUUGAGGUCACCAACAGAUGGCCGGACAUUCUCCUUCAGGAUUUCUUGGUAGACAGCAGGAUUCAUGGUUCCAUUUACCACAGCAAGUCUUCCAGGUCCUGAAGCAGCCGUAGACCAUCACGCUACCGCCACCAUAUUUUACUGUUGCUGUGACGUUCCUUUUCUGAAACGCUGUUACUUCUACACAAGAUUAAUGGGACACACACACCUUCAUUUGAGGAGGAGAAAGCAGAAGGCAGCCAAAGAGAGGGCUGGCAUGGCAAAGCUCCCGGACCUGAAGGACGCUGAGGCGGUGCAGAAGUUCUUCCUGGAGGAGAUCCAACUGGGGGAGGAGCUGCUGGCUCAGGGAGACUAUGAGAAAGGUGUGGACCACCUGACCAACGCCAUCGCAGUGUGCGGUCAGCCUCAGCAGCUGCUGCAGGUGCUGCAGCAGACUCUGCCGCCGCCCGUCUUCCAGAUGCUGCUCACCAAACUGCCCAGCAUCAGCCAGCGGAUCGUGAACGCACAGAGUCUGAGCGAGGACGAUAUAGAAUGAGAGGGUCGACAGGAAACAACCCCAUCCUCCUCCCCCUCUUCAUCAUCCCCCCUCUUCCUCUCUACGACCUGCCAUCACUCCGGCCGACGUCCAUCACUUCCCAUCAAGGCGUACUGAAGGGAAUCAGUUUUCUAUCCCUGCUUCAGCCAGUGUUUGUUUCUAACUGAAGUUACCCGUUCUGGGGUAUUAAGGGUCUCUCGAGAAACACAAGCGCCUGUCCAUGUUCCCCCGCCAUCAGCUUUGUACUAAUUGACCGGACCGGUGGUUGUUGACGACGUGAAUCGGCUUCUUCCGCUCCAGGUUUCCACCGUGUCCGAACCGUCUUCGUGGUCGUUAUAUCACAAUAGGAAGUUAGAGGAAGCUUCUGUCGGCGCCGACGCUUCACAGUAUUUAUUGUUUUGUUAUCAGUCGUCUUUCUGUUUCGCUCUUGACCUGGAAACACUUUCGGAAAGUGAUGAAAUGUUCUGUUCGUCUUAAAGAGGACGGCCCUCUUUAGGACAAAAUAAAUAAAUAAGAAUGUGAAGAAAGUA
Messenger RNA from Micropterus dolomieu (smallmouth bass), 1419 nucleotides. It is a transcript of the gene tomm20b, whose product is annotated as translocase of outer mitochondrial membrane 20b. NCBI's taxonomy places the organism in Eukaryota, Metazoa, Chordata, Actinopteri, Centrarchiformes, Centrarchidae. Gene Ontology annotation, biological process: protein import into mitochondrial matrix; protein targeting; tRNA import into mitochondrion. Gene Ontology annotation, molecular function: transmembrane protein transporter activity. The coding region runs from base 419 to 889 and encodes 156 amino acids. The record is from RefSeq and is a predicted model, not a curated record. Gene Ontology annotation, cellular component: mitochondrial outer membrane translocase complex; mitochondrial outer membrane. The transcript has 6 exons.